Messenger RNA from Racocetra fulgida, 408 nucleotides. The record is from the annotation of a GenBank genome assembly. NCBI's taxonomy places the organism in Eukaryota, Fungi, Glomeromycota, Glomeromycetes, Diversisporales, Gigasporaceae.
AUGGCAUCUUUUAUAAAAAUUUUUAUCACUUUGAUUGCCAUUAUUGCCUUUUUAUCGCAUUUUACUGUCAGUGAAUCAUCCGAUGCUGUAGAUGAUUUCUGUGACAAACUAUUGAAUGAACAAGAACUUGAAUGCGUGUUACCUGAAUUAAAGCAAGAAUUAACUUACGUUGAAGGGACCAAAAAACAAGCUACUCAAGAGAUAAUUGACAUUUUCGAAACCAAACCUUUGAGUACUGAAUGCACUCCCAAAAAAGUCUUAUCUAUUAAUGAAUUGCCAGGUUAUAUUGUUGGUAAACUUACAAAGAUAUGUGAAACAGUCCAAUCUACUACCUCUGGCCCGGUUGAAGUUGUGAAAAAUGUCGACCCUCAAGCCAAUGUCGACCCUAAAGCCAAUGUCUCUGCUUAA